UGCAGAAUUAGCCCAGACGUUGAGUCCUGGGAGCGGCGCGUGGAGCAAACUCUGUUCCUCGCGCCGGAGCUGGGGACUCGCGCAGCGGAGGCCAUGGAUCACACCGGGAUACCGGGGGCGCAUCUGCAGGAGCACCCGCACGCGGAGCCCAUCAGCUUUGGCAUCGAGCAUAUCCUCAGUAUGGAGAGCUGCAUGCUGAGUGCGAGGAUGCACGAGCAGGACUACGGGCAUGGGGCCUACAACAACAGCGGUGCGAACGGUGGCGGCUACAUGUACGGUAACACCGGAUAUAACGGCACCAGCAGUGCGUGCGGGAUGGCUCCCAUUGGCUCGGCUUAUCACAUGAACGUGGGCGUGAAUGCAAACGGGACUAACGUUACUUCUGCCGGGCAUGGGGUCAUCCGGGUCCCUGCGCACCGGCCCCUGAGUUGCGGGAGCUCUGCGGGAUCCGCGCCGCCGGGUGCAGGGAACAUCAACCUGAGCGCCAUCACCUUCCCCUGGAUGGAGAGCAACCGCCGCUUCACCAAAGACAGAUUCACAGUGUCCCUGUCCCCUCUUACUGUCACCCGUCGCGUAGGUCACCCGUACCAAAACAGGACCCCUCCAAAAAAGAAGAAGCCGCGGACGUCGUUCAGCCGGCUGCAGGUGUGUGAGCUGGAGAAGCGCUUCCACCGGCAGAAGUACCUGGCGUCUGCGGAGCGGGCGGCGCUGGCCAAAACCCUGAAGAUGACCGACGCUCAAGUCAAGACCUGGUUCCAGAACAGGCGCACCAAAUGGAGGCGGCAGACGGCGGAGGAGCGCGAGGCUGAGCGGCAGCAGGCCAACCGGAUCCUCAUGCAGCUGCAACAGGAGGCCUUUCAGAAGACCAUCAACCAGCCAGUAACCCCGGACCCGCUGUGCCUGCAGAACAGCUCUCUGUACGCCCUGCAGAACCUGCAACCAUGGACCGAGAACACCGCCAAGAUCAGUAGCGUAUCGGCCUGCGAGUAGAGCCAGCUGCCGGCAGCGGACGGGGCUCUGCGCUCGUUACUAACGAAUGACUGCGGGCAGAGGCCCGGUCCGCAGCCGCUGAGGAGUUCACCUUCUCUGCAGGUCAGUCAUGCCUGUCCCUUCUCCGCCACUCUGCAGCCUCUGCUGCUCCCAGUCCAGCCUGCUUCGGCCCACUUCGGCCUAUACCAAGCCUUGCAGAGAUAAGGAAAUAUGUUGGAGACCUCGUGAUGAACAUUAUGCUCCCUGAAAUUGCACGAGAUGACAGACUGACUUCAGUGAUGAGUUGUAUUUGUAUAACUGUACAGGACUUGAUGUUUAAUAAUUAGCAUAUUUUCGUCUGUGAUCAUCAGCAAUAUUCACGGAACAACAAACCGUGGCAGCAACUGAUCAUUCAGGAAGAUCCACAGGCUUUGCAUUAAUAAAAGACAAAUAUUAUAUACACAAAUAAUGUUUAACCUUUAACCACCUCAUUAAAAAAAAGUGAUUAUGUUAUUGGUUUUUGACACUGUUGCGUUUGAGUGUGCAUAUUUGCGUGACUGUUUGACGGUCAUACAUUUUUGACACUGACGUUUUUUUUGUCACAAAAUGUUACAAAACAUUGACCUUAUUACCCUAUAUUCUCACGAGCUAGAGGGAAAUGUAGUUUUAGCAGCUCACUGAGGCUGAGCAAUGUUCGGAUCAUCCACAAGCAUGAAACACACAUACACAUAACAAAAGCUCUGCAUUAAAACAUGUCAGUAAGCCACGUGUCCCUUGUUUACAACAGAAUGCAGCUGAGUUCUCCUCAGAGAGAGGACCAGCCAGCAAACCUUCACCAUUAUCAGGCAGAUCAAGGGACAGCUUUUUGCACAUUCGCAUAACGUUCAACCUCAUUUGGAAAAACGAGAGCAAGCAGAAUAUUGACUGUUGUGACGUGAGUCGGAAACCUGCAGUAACAGAUGUCUACUUGGAGCUCUCCAUAUCAGAGUCAACAGAGCACCACUCGUUCCUCAUGUGUGUAUAGACUGCGGGUCCUGAAUGCUGUUUCCUCGUGUGUGCACCUCAAACUCAUCUGUUAUUGUUUUCAUUUUUGCUCAGACGUUACAUUAAACAUACUUUUGAUGGA
Messenger RNA from Eleginops maclovinus (Patagonian blennie), 2095 nucleotides. It is a transcript of the gene tlx1, whose product is annotated as T cell leukemia homeobox 1. The coding region runs from base 94 to 990 and encodes 298 amino acids. The record is from RefSeq and is a predicted model, not a curated record. Gene Ontology annotation, biological process: animal organ development; regulation of transcription by RNA polymerase II. The transcript is spliced from 3 exons. Gene Ontology annotation, cellular component: nucleus. Gene Ontology annotation, molecular function: RNA polymerase II cis-regulatory region sequence-specific DNA binding; DNA-binding transcription factor activity, RNA polymerase II-specific. NCBI's taxonomy places the organism in Eukaryota, Metazoa, Chordata, Actinopteri, Perciformes, Eleginopidae.